GAAGAAGAGUGACCACAUCAAUACUGUUGACGCGAGCUGCCGACGCUGGCAACUUCUGGACUUUGCACAGUCCGCCCGUAGCAUCACCGGCGCCGGGUUGUUUUUUUAUUUGGCUUUUGCGCGAUGGACGAAACGAGUCCGCUCAUCUCUCCUCUCCGCGAGUCUGGUGACUUAAGUCAUUCUCAUCAGUCCGAAUCCGGCUCACGGCGGGACGGUCUGGAUGGCGUACCUGGUUCGGCAGCUCGCGUGCCCCCGGGGAGCCCUGGAAGCAGUCGCGAGAGGGAAACGUUGCUGGACAGGGGCAGCUCGCCGCGGGAUUUUCACAGGAAUGAGUUUAACGACGACCCAGAGUUCCGAGAGAUCGUGAGGAAAGCGGAGCGGGCCAUCGAGGAGGGCAUCUUUCCGGAGAGAAUCUCGCAAGGCUCCAGUGGCAGUUACUUCGUCAAAGAUGUUCACGGGAGGGUGAUCGGUGUGUUCAAGCCGAAGACUGAGGAGCCGUACGGGCAGCUCAACCCCAAAUGGACCAAGUGGCUGCAGAAGCUCUGCUGUCCGUGCUGCUUCGGACGAGAUUGCCUCGUGCUCAACCAGGGCUACAUGUCCGAGGCAGGGGCCAGUCUAGUGGACCAGAGACUUGCACUCAACAUCGUCCCCAAGACCAAGGUGGUUUACCUGGCAAGUGAGACCUUUAACUACAGUGCCAUUGACCGGGUCAAGGCCAAAGGCAAGAGGCUGGCCCUGGAGAAAGUGCCCAAAGUUGGACAGCGCUUCCACAGGAUAGGACUGCCCCCUAAGGUGGGCUCUUUCCAGCUGUUUGUGGAGGGCCAUAAAGACGCAGAUUAUUGGCUGAGGCGCUUUGAGGCGGAGCCUCUGCCUGAGAUGACCAAUCGGCAGCUUCAGCUGCAGUUUGAGCGACUGGUGGUGCUCGAUUACAUCAUCAGAAACACAGAUCGAGGAAAUGACAACUGGCUGAUUAAGUAUGACUGUCCAGCAGACAAGGGAAGUAAGGAUGAAGAGUGGGUGAUGGUCAAGGAGCCAAUCGUCAAACUGGCAGCAAUAGACAACGGCCUGGCAUUCCCCCUUAAGCACCCAGACUCCUGGAGAGCAUACCCGUUCUACUGGGCGUGGCUGGCCCAGGCUAAAGUGCCCUUCUCUCAGGAGAUCAGAGAGCUGGUGCUGCCCAAACUCACUGACCCCGCCUUCAUCAGAGACCUGGAGGAGGACCUCUACGAGCUCUUUAAGAAGGACCCAGGAUUUGACAGAGGGCAGUUCCACAAGCAGCUAGCUGUAAUGAGAGGACAGAUUCUGAAUCUUUCACAGGCUCUGAAGGAGGAGAGGUCUCCACUACAGUUGGUGCAGAUGCCCCCGGUCGUCGUGGAGACGAGGCGGGCCCCGCAGCGAGACGACAGCCAGUCUUACACACACUCACACACACACUCCAACACACACACGGACGAUGAAAUGUCAUACAGCACGCAGAGCCGAAAGCCCUUCUUCAGCUGGUGGUGAGAACAGAGAAGAAGAGAGGAGAAGAGAGGAGAAGAGAGGAGAGGAGAGGAGAGGAGAGGAGAGGAAAGCAGAGAGGAGAGGAGAGGAGAGGAGAUAAAAUAAGAGGA
Messenger RNA from Alosa alosa (allis shad), 1613 nucleotides. Its product is annotated as phosphatidylinositol 4-kinase type 2-alpha-like. Gene Ontology annotation, molecular function: 1-phosphatidylinositol 4-kinase activity. The transcript has 9 exons. Gene Ontology annotation, cellular component: trans-Golgi network; lysosomal membrane; endosome. Lineage: Eukaryota; Metazoa; Chordata; Actinopteri; Clupeiformes; Clupeidae. The record is from RefSeq and is a predicted model, not a curated record. Bases 124 to 1506 code for a protein of 460 amino acids. Gene Ontology annotation, biological process: endosome organization; Golgi organization; phosphatidylinositol phosphate biosynthetic process.